Molecule: messenger RNA, 1232 nt
Organism: Bursaphelenchus okinawaensis
Lineage: Eukaryota; Metazoa; Nematoda; Chromadorea; Rhabditida; Aphelenchoididae
Source: the annotation of a GenBank genome assembly
AUGGCGGACGCGAAGAAGCCAGACGACGGUUUACGUAAGUUAAUGUUAGUCUAAUGUCGGAUUUUUAAGUUUAGAAAGCUGAACUAAAAUCUGUGUUUUUAAGCUUAAUUUUGAAGCUUAAAAUCUGAUUUUGAAGCUUUAUUUUUAGGACUAAAAUUCGAUUUUUAAGCUUUAUUUUGAGGCUUAAAAUUCCAUUUUAAGCCAAGUUUUUUGGUCUUUAAAACUAAUAUUUAAGUCUAAUUCUUAAAGCUAAUGAUACCACUUUUUUUUCAGCGGGCCCCCUUGCAAACAAACCCAAUGAACCAGAGUUUAGGCUGAAGCUGGAGCCCUUGAAAGCUGUCGACUUCAAAAGCGACAAACUUCUUAAUGAAGCCACCCAUUGUGAAUGGACCGUCACCAACAACACGGGCAAGCGACAGGCCUUCAAGGUAAGUUUUUUUGAUGAUUGCAAGAACUUUCUUUACAAAUUGAUUUUUCAAAAACAGCAAGAACUUUGUUUACAUUUUUUUUGAAAACUGCAAGAACUUUUUUUGCAAAUUGAUUUUUAAAAAUUGCAAGAACUUUGUUUACAACCCCCAUUCUUGCAGGUCAAAUGCACAUCAAACGAGGCGUUCCGCGUCCGCCCACCACUGGGCUACAUUGAUGACAAACAGUCGAUGAAGAUCCGCGUGACCAGCCUGCUGAAGGAGAUCCCACCGACUGGUCGACACUUUUUUGCCGUUUACCAUAUGCCGUCGGACGAGAAGAAACCGCCGCGCACGGUUUGGGCGCCACAAUCCAAGCCGGACGGUGUGCUUCGACUACCGUGCGUCUUCCACAAGACGGACGGAAGCGAGUGGAAGGUGGGCGAGAAAGGACCUGGCGCCGGUCCCACCCAGUCCAUGAUGCAAACCCCAGCCACGCCGAAAAAGGAGGAGGCAAAGAAAGAGGAGAAGAAGGAAGAGAAGAAGGAAGAAAAGAAGGAAGAGAAGAAAGAAGAGAAGAAAGAAGAAGGUAAGAAAGACGAAAAGAAAGAGGAAAAGAAAGAAGAGAAGAAAGAAGAUAAAAAGGAAGGAAAGAAAGAAGAAAAGAAGGAAGAGAAGAAGGAGGAAAAGAAGGAGGAAAAGAAGGAGGAAAAGAAGGAAGAAAAGAAAGAGGAGAAGAAAGAAGAAAAGAAGGAAGAAAAGAAGGAUGAAAAGAAAGAUGAGAAGAAGGAAGAGAAGAAAGAUGAGAAGAAAGAGGAAAAGAAGUAG